UGAAACUUUCCACAAUGCCUGGCUCUUGCCGGCUAGAAGCUGAAGGAGUCAGCACUGGAUGGAUUGUUUUAGCCCCAGGACUAAGGUAAGUAUUUGCAUGCAAGAUUUUCAAGCCCAACCAACCCUUGUAGGGUCUCCUGCUUUCCAGGCCCACUUAGGGCUGCCAAGCUUGCUUUUCAAACAAGCUGCCAGAGACCUAUGCGCUCAGGACGGAAUUAAGGGCCAUCAGGAAGGGCCUGGGCUCUCAGCAAGCAAAAGCCCAGCUACAAGCCACCCACAACGUCUGGGGCACGGACACACAAAUUUUCAGGCCGUGGGACAGUUCAUUUCUUCAGCUGGGCUCGCGGGUCCUCACACACCGCGCCCGUUGCCUAGCUGGCACAUUGGGUCAUGCUGCUACCAUUCCAAGUCCCACCCGAUAAGAAGCAUGUGCUCUGUGGUCAGCCUUCACCUGAAUGGGCAGUUCGCGCCUGGCAGCCGGGCCGGCUUCUCCAGUGCCGGCUCCUCCAGAACCCACUCCAAUGAGUGCCCAGGGCCAAGGCAGCCUGGCCUGCACCAUCGACGCGGGUCACCGCACCGGACCGCUGGAGCACUCCCUACCCCCAAUUGGCGGGCAGUUCGCGUCUUGACAGGGUCCCCAGGGCCCCACAGCGCCGCCUGUAUCGGUCCUCGGCAUCUCAGCCAGUUUCCAGUUUCUCUCCACCUCGGUAGGGACCAAGGAGCGGAAGGAGUUCAGGUAACCUGCCAGACCGCCGAGAUUUCCCGAAACAAAGAGAACGGCGAACGAAUCUCUGCAUCUGAGUGACCAGCACAGUCUCCUAAGCAACUCUCCCUCUGACACACGGAGCAGCUAGCUGGUGAUUUUGCGAAACUGAAGAAGACGCUGGAGGAGCCAGGAAAAAAAACGCCCCUUUUGUAGUGUGCGGUUCACAAUUACAAAAAACGGCCUCUUUGUACAGGUGUCUGUACCAAGAAGAGAGCUGCUCUAUGGCAACUUUUAUCCGCCCAGUCUUUCUCUCCAGGCUUUCCCCCCAGCCCAUCCCCAUUUGCCUCAACAGAUCCCCAUAGUUUGCCUCCACAACCUACCCAUGAAGCAAAUCUCUUUUUUCUCUGUAGCACCUGGUGGAGUAUAUAAGGUUAGGCCUUGGACAAUCUCACAAUCACAGGUUGAUUUUUGUAUUUUGAGACAAGGUCUCACUUAGCCCUGGCUGUCCUGGAACUUGCUUUACAGGCCAGGCUGGCCUAUCUCUGCCUCCCAUGUGCUAGAAUCAAAGGUGUGCACAGCGAGAAGGGCAUUGGAGGUUGAAAAUUUUAUGGAGUUUUACAGGACUCUCUUCCAUGUCCACAUAAAUUGAAAUGAUUUUUCUCCUGUUGAUCUGUUGUGCCAGUUUAAAGAAUAAACGCCCCUCCAAAAAAAAAAAUGGUAUGAAAGCAUUUUCUCACUUUAGUAACAGGCACUUAUGAAGUAUUUCUGUUCCAAAACUCUGGUUACAUCCACACAGCACACAAGUGUAGCCAGAGUUUUUCUCUCUGGGUCCCGCCAAUCCCCAGCAGUC
This is a messenger RNA of Peromyscus leucopus (white-footed mouse), 1556 nucleotides long. RefSeq lists its product as uncharacterized. The transcript is spliced from 2 exons. The record is from RefSeq and is a predicted model, not a curated record. Bases 59 to 805 code for a protein of 248 amino acids. NCBI's taxonomy places the organism in Eukaryota, Metazoa, Chordata, Mammalia, Rodentia, Cricetidae.